AUGUUUUGCCAGAUAUGCUGUGGUGUGCGGAUCUUCAAUUUACAUCGACCAGCGCGACCUGAUUAUCACAAAAUUGUACUCUUUUAUGUACUCUUUCUACAAGCAUUCAUUGGAUUAUUCAAACUUCUUUACAGCUCCCUUGAAUGGUUAUUGGGUUGGAAGACCCAGCCAGCGUUGUUCAACAUUUAUGCGCGUGCUCUUGAGCUUCUUAUUAUUUGCCAUUUUUAUUUAACUAUUGUAUGUGUCUUGAUGCGAUGGAAUAAUCAUGCGGCCACAAGGCUCCCGUUGUUAACUUUGACUCUUAUGUUCAUUUACUUCACUUUUUUAUUGGCAAUUGGACUUGUGUUCGCCGUGGAGCCGUGGAGAGAGUGUCGCGCUCCAUAUUGGAUAUGGUUGUCUGCUGGUAAUGUUCUCACAGUACAAAUGAUACUGUUUUCAUUUGCCUUAAUAAUUCGUCGUCUAAAUAGUUUAUCCUCCGGCGAAGGAGUCUUUCGACGCCAUAAACAACAAUUCUUUAGCUUACUUUGGGCUUUCGAAACGUCUACCUUGGUGGAUUUGGGUUACCACACGAGUUUAUUUUUGUUGGCUGGCGAACAAGGAUGCAGCUUUGUUUUUAACCAUAAUCAAGUCCGUUACUCACUUAUUAAAAUUCCAUAUGAAAUUAUUACCUUUUUAUUGCCAAUUUGGGUUAUAUUGGUCGUAUUCAGACCUUCUGGAAAAAGUAACAACAGUUAUAACGAUGAAGAUUCAGAUUUCACUUUUUUGAGUGAUUCGAGGCCCAGAUCACUAAGUAAUGUUGUUGUCGUCCGAAAUUGGAGGCGAAGGUAUAGGCCAUUAGGAUCUUCUCAAUGGUCAUUUGUGAACCCAGCAACUCAGGUGAAUCUGGCUCAAAGAGCGAGAAGACCUCCAAGCAAAGACGUAUUAAGUGUACUUGUUUUAUAUGUUACUUUGCGCAAACUCUUCAAAAUUUACUUCAGAAGUCAGUCUGCGCCGUUAUUAAUUGCACGGCCAAAUCGACGAAAUUCGCUUAGUCAUUCAUUGAUUAGCUCUCCGCUGUAUCCAAUUCCUGAAGAAGUUAAUUCUUCGCACUCUUUAUCAACUACCGGGUCCGGAUCAGGUGGUAAUACAUCUAUCGAGCCUGUUGUUGAUUCAGAUUAA
Messenger RNA from Enterobius vermicularis (human pinworm), 1158 nucleotides. Lineage: Eukaryota; Metazoa; Nematoda; Chromadorea; Rhabditida; Oxyuridae. The record is from the annotation of a GenBank genome assembly.